GACACGCACACAAACAAAAUGCUGGAGGUUUUCAGCAUGUCAUUCAGCAUCUAUGGAAAGAAAUAAGCUGUCGACGUUUCAAGCCGAGACCCUUCGUCAGGACUGGAAAGAAAGAGAAGUGUUCGGCUUCUGUACAUUUCUCUCCGUCGAUGUUGCCUGUGUGCCAAGCCAGUUUAUGUAUUGUUUUGUUUGAAAUAAUGGUUGUUUCCAACUAUUUGCUGGAAAAAAAUCAUGGAGUGGAGGACAGUUGUAAUUAAAAAGAAUCUCGAAGUGCAAAUGAAAAAAAGGUGGUCAUUUCACCUCAGCCGAUGAUUUGAAUCUGUUGAUUGCCAAGAACACAAGGUUGGAGAUUUAUGUGGUGACUCCAGAAGGUUUGCGCCCUGUUAAAGAAGUAGGCAUGUAUGGCAAGAUAGCUGUAAUGGAACUCUUCCGACCAAAGGGAGAAGGUAAGGAUCUGCUUUUCAUCCUGACUGCAAAAUACAAUGCCUGCAUUCUGGAAUAUAAACAGAAUGGAGAAAACAUUGAUAUUAUCACAAGGGCCCAUGGAAAUGUACAGGAUCGUAUUGGCCGCCCUUCUGAGACAGGAAUAAUAGGUAUUGUGGACCCUGAGUGUCGCAUGAUAGGUCUCAGACUAUAUGAUGGGCUCUUCAAGGUGAUCCCUUUAGAUAGAGACAACAAAGAGUUGAAGGCAUUUAAUAUCCGUCUGGAAGAGCUCCAUGUAAUUGAUGUGAAGUUUCUGUAUGGCUGUCAGGUCCCAACCAUUUGCUUUGUCUAUCAGGAUCCUCAGGGCCGCCACGUAAAGACAUAUGAAGUAUCUUUGAGAGAAAAGGAAUUUAACAAGGGACCCUGGAAGCAGGAAAAUGUGGAAGCUGAAGCAUCAAUGGUCAUUGCAGUUCCAGAGCCAUUUGGAGGAGCACUGAUCAUAGGUCAGGAAUCCAUCACAUACCACAAUGGAGACAAAUAUCUGGCGAUUGCACCUCCAGCUAUCAAGCAAAGCACAAUUGUUUGCCAUAAUCGUGUGGAUCCCAAUGGUUCACGUUACUUGUUGGGAGAUAUGGAGGGACGUUUGUUUAUGCUGUUACUGGAGAGGGAGGAACAAAUGGAUGGGAACAUCACUGUCAAAGAUCUUCGAGUUGAACUCCUGGGAGAGACAUCAAUUGCAGAAUGUUUGACAUACUUGGAUAACGGAGUUGUAUUUGUUGGGUCUCGUCUUGGAGACUCACAACUUGUAAAGCUAAAUGUGGAUAGCAAUGAACAGGGGUCAUAUGUUGCUGGUAUGGAAACCUUUACCAACUUGGGUCCAAUUGUGGACAUGUGUGUAGUAGAUCUGGAAAGACAAGGUCAAGGCCAGCUGGUUACUUGUUCGGGAGCAUUUAAAGAAGGGUCAUUAAGAAUAAUUCGAAAUGGAAUUGGGAUUCAUGAACAUGCUAGCAUUGAUCUUCCUGGUAUUAAGGGUCUGUGGCCAUUGCGUUCUGAUUCCACUCGUGAUACAGAUGAUAUGUUGGUACUCUCAUUUGUUGGUCAGACACGUGUGCUGAUGCUUAAUGGGGAGGAGGUGGAGGAGACUGAAAUGCCUGGCUUUGUUGAUGAUCAACAGACAUUCUACUGUGGGAAUGUAGCUCAUCAGCAACUCAUUCAGAUAACAUCCGGUUCAGUGCGGUUGGUCAGCCAGGAGCCCAAGUCUCUGGUUAGUGAAUGGAAAGAACCAAAUGGAAAGAAUAUCAGUGUUGCAUCCUGUAAUAACAGCCAGGUAGUAGUGGCAGUGGGUCGUGUAUUGUAUUACCUGGAAAUCCAUCCUAAAGAACUCAAACAAAUCAGUUUUAUAGAAAUGGAGCAUGAAGUAGCCUGUCUGGAUAUCACUCCAUUGACUGAGGGAAGCAGUAUAUCACCCCUUUGUUCUGUGGGCCUUUGGACAGAUAUUUCAGCCCAGAUCCUCAAAUUACCAUCGUUUGAAAUUCUACAUAAGGAGAUGCUUGGAGGAGAGAUUAUUCCACGGUCCAUUUUGAUGACGACAUUUGAAGGCAGCCAUUACUUGCUGUGUGCUCUGGGUGAUGGAGCUCUCUUUUACUUUGGACUUGAAAUAGAAACAGGCUUGCUGAGUGACCGUAAGAAAGUCACACUGGGGACCCAGCCAACAGUGCUGCGAACGUUCAGAUCUUUGUCUACUACAAAUGUCUUUGCCUGUUCAGAUCGUCCUACAGUCAUUUAUAGCAGCAAUCAUAAGCUGGUUUUCUCAAACGUUAACCUUAAGGAAGUAAACUACAUGUGUCCUCUUAACUCCGAAGGAUAUCCUGACAGUUUAGCCUUGGCCAACAACAGCACUUUAACUAUAGGAACCAUUGAUGAGAUUCAGAAACUACACAUCCGGACAGUGCCACUUAAUGAGUCUCCAAAGAGAAUCUGUUACCAGGAGGCAUCACAGUGUUUUGGUCUGGUCAGUAGUAGAGUAGAAGUAUUAGAUCCCAGUGGAGGCACCUCUGUCCUGAGACCAAGUGCCAGCACUCAGGCUCUUUCCACCAGUGUCAGCUCCAGUAAACUUUUCCCAAGUAGUACCUCGCAGCAUGAAAGUUCAUUUGGGGAUGAAGUGGAAGUGCACAGUUUACUAAUCAUAGAUCAGCACACAUUUGAAGUACUUCAUGCUCACCAGUUUCUUCAAAAUGAGUAUGCACUAAGUAUUGUAUCCUGCAAGUUGAGCAAAGAUCCCAAUACGUACUUUGUUGUGGGUACGGCAAUGGUUUAUCCUGAAGAAGCAGAACCAAAACAAGGACGAAUUAUUGUGUUUCAGUACUCUGAUGGUAAACUUCAGACUGUCGCCGAAAAAGAAGUAAAAGGUGCGGUGUAUUCCAUGGUGGAGUUCAAUGGCAAGUUGUUGGCAAGCAUCAAUAGCACAGUUCGAUUAUAUGAGUGGACUGCUGAAAAAGAGCUACGCACAGAGUGUAACCACUACAAUAAUAUUAUGGCCCUUUACUUGAAAACAAAGGGAGACUUUAUUCUUGUGGGAGAUUUGAUGCGCUCAGUGCUGCUGCUUGCCUACAAACCAAUGGAAGGCAAUUUUGAAGAGAUUGCCCGAGACUUCAACCCUAACUGGAUGAGUGCUGUGGAGAUAUUGGAUGAUGAUAAUUUCUUGGGUGCAGAGAACUCCUUCAAUUUAUUUGUAUGUCAGAAAGACAGUGCAGCUACUACAGACGAGGAAAGACAGCACCUCCAGGAAGUAGGGCUUUUCCACCUUGGCGAGUUCGUCAAUGUGUUUUGUCAUGGUUCGCUGGUGAUGCAGAAUCUUGGUGAGACAUCAACACCUACACUGGGUUCAGUGCUGUUUGGUACAGUCAAUGGCAUGAUUGGUUUGGUUACUUCAUUAUCUGAGAGCUGGUAUAACUUCCUUUUUGAAGUCCAAAAUCGACUGAAUAAAGUUAUCAAAAGCGUGGGCAAGAUUGAACAUUCAUUUUGGAGAUCAUUUCACUCCGAAAGGAAGACUGAACCUGCUGCAGGUUUCAUAGAUGGAGACCUUAUAGAGAGCUUCUUGGAUCUUAGCCGACCUAAAAUGCAGGAAGUGGCUGCAGGGUUGCAGAUUGAUGAUGGAAGUGGGAUGAAAAGAGAAGCAACUGUAGAUGAUCUGAUAAAAAUUGUUGAAGAAUUAACUAGAAUACAUUAGCCGAACACUGGAGAUCUGCUGUUUAUCAGUGAUGAUGCUGGUAUUAUUGGAGGGUUGCAGUGAACCUUAGUACACAAUUAAAAGAACUACAACAUAUUUGUGAUAUGAACCAAUAAUGUCUGGGACAUAAAGUUUCUUCGCUCAUAGUUGUGUUUUAUUACUUUGUCCUGAGCUGCUGUUGGGACAUUAUUGUUCAUAUGGAUAGGAACUGCAGGGAAACCAAUAAAAAUCACGUUUCCCAUAAUGUUAAAACAAAACAAAAAUUAAAUUUAAAAUUACCCACAGACAGUGUGUUAUUUUUUAUUCUCCACCUGUCAUGGCAAGAUUAAUAUGGUACAUUAUACUUUUUGGAAAGGUGAAAAGACGGAAAAGCCAAGUAAUGAUCUUGGGACUAGACUCUAGAGCCAGUUGCUUUGAAAAUUCCUUCCUUUUCAGGUGCGACUCUCAUACCAUAAUUGAAUUUGUCUUUAAUGUUGGUUUUGUUGAACUUUGCGAGUUGUAUCCCGAGCAUUCUUUGUUACUUAGCUGACAAACUCAUUUGUGUGGCUAUUAUGAAAAUAUGCAAUGCAGUAGUAUGUAUUUUUCUGAAAUUAGAUGAAGGAACAGUACUAAAGUAGCUUAACUUUAAAUUUUAACCAGUUUUACCUUGACCUUGGUGUUGAUCAAAACUAAGAAUCAAUUACAGUCCUCUGCAAAUUGUUAAUUAAAUUAUUGCACAUUUAUGGCACCAUAUUUGGAAGCUGAACUGUGCCAAAUGUGCUUAUUGUCACCUCAGUGUUUCCAUACCUUGAAAAUGAUCUGGGGAUCAGGAAAAGCUGUUGGAAAAUUCAAUGUAAUAUCAUAUGCUGAAUUUUUUGUUAGUGAGACCCUGAGCUGCUUAAGGAACUACAUCUGUUGAUAUUCACGUGACUAAAGUCAAGAAUCAAACUGUAUCAAAGUGUUUUGUAAAGAACAGCUGUGUGUGUCACUUAGUAUGCUUUAAAAUAACACAUUUUCAGGGUUCAAAAUUACACAAAUGAAAAGGUAAGAAUCUGCUGUAUUACAGGUGUGUAUUGCACAUUUAGGCAUUGACUACUAAUGAUGCUAAUACCCAGAAGUAACAGUGACCAUAUGAAUAUAAAGUCAGAACUGCCAAAUGCAUGUUAAUUACACAGUGUGGUAAUACUAAUUGAAACAGAUUCUGCAUGUCAUUGAUUCAAAUAGUGUUAAAUGUUAUUUUGAUGCCUGCCAUUUGCUUGGAGGUAAAGAAUGGCAGUUGAUUUACAGGGAAUCAAUAUUACAUGGUACACCCUUCCUUAAAAGAAAACCUGACCUUUUAUGUUAGAAAGAUAACCUAAAAUGGAAUGUUGAAAUUAAAGUGAAUGUACCGGUCAGAUUUGUCAGUAACUCAGAAUAAAACUUAGCAGAAGCAUUAAGAGAAGCACUCCAAAAAACAUUUCUUUGACAUUUUCAGUUUUGAUGACCUCCCCAUAACCUGGAAGCUAUUUUUGUUUCAUCAUCAUUCCAACUCUUCUAAAUCAGGAGGAUGAAUGAUGUGGCCUGCUUUGAGGGGUAAUUUAAUUUUAAAUGUGUUGGAAUUGUGAGCAAAAGUCCAUCUUGUUUAUUCAGGUUGCUCUGAGGUGACACAAUAACCAAAGCAUAUCCUGACAUAUGGGCUGAUACUUUGGUUUAAAACAAUUGUGUAAAUUAAAGGGAGAUGAUCUGAUAGUUGCUGUCAAUUGCAUCUGGUUCUAGAUCUUUUUUUGAAUUUGGGCCCAAAAUCACAAUCACUGUGAAGCUGGUAUGCAGAAGAGCAUAGUAUGAUGUUGUAUGCCUGUUCUCUCUAAUUUUGAGCUCCCUUCAUAAUACCUGGAGGAAAAAAUUAAUAUUCCCCAUUGUGGCUGUUUAACAGAAAGCAUGUCCUUUUGUAGGCUGAAUAUAAAACUGCUUUAUAAAUAAUGAACAAAUGUGCACAGUGCUUGAACAUUUUAAUGAACUUUGUUAUUUUCAUCAAUAAAUUUCUGUUUCAAAGUG
Molecule: messenger RNA, 5665 nt
Organism: Hypanus sabinus (Atlantic stingray)
Lineage: Eukaryota; Metazoa; Chordata; Chondrichthyes; Myliobatiformes; Dasyatidae
Gene: ddb1
Product: damage-specific DNA binding protein 1
Exons: 27
Coding region: 398-3652 (1084 amino acids)
Biological process (GO): proteasome-mediated ubiquitin-dependent protein catabolic process; DNA repair
Cellular component (GO): nucleus; site of double-strand break
Molecular function (GO): protein binding; nucleic acid binding
Source: RefSeq, a predicted model, not a curated record